Messenger RNA from Melampsora larici-populina 98AG31, 441 nucleotides. RefSeq lists its product as uncharacterized. The transcript has 2 exons. Bases 19 to 282 code for a protein of 87 amino acids. The record is from RefSeq and is a predicted model, not a curated record. Lineage: Eukaryota; Fungi; Basidiomycota; Pucciniomycetes; Pucciniales; Melampsoraceae.
AGACAGAAGCUGGUUCAAAUGAAUGCAGCUAAUGCUGAAAUACGGACUGCCGAACAACGCCAUGAACUUCUGGACCUACCAGCUUCCUUGGUCGCACUUGAAGUUCAGAUUCAAAAUGUGGCCGAUGAGCUUGGAAAUGCUGAACUGUUGAAUGUGCGGCGAGGAACAACCGACCGAGUUAAGGCCAUUCUUGGCAUCCAGGUGGCAUUAGGAUUCUUGUAUGAGGCAGCAAUGGAUGUAAUUCAACAGAAGGCAAAUGCCGCAAUCAGAACUGGUACUUGAAUCACCAAUUAACUAUCUUACUUGUUGAAUAUGAUAAUCACAUAAUUAAUUUCAGGGAUUUCAUCCACUCUUAUUCUGAUAUGUUGUACAUUCUAUCACUACAGGUGCAACCCAGCAGCCACGGAAUGAACAACUACGCAAGAAGAAACGUGAUCUUUU